Molecule: messenger RNA, 1563 nt
Organism: Amblyraja radiata (thorny skate)
Lineage: Eukaryota; Metazoa; Chordata; Chondrichthyes; Rajiformes; Rajidae
Product: coiled-coil domain-containing protein 34
Exons: 8
Coding region: 39-1361 (440 amino acids)
Source: RefSeq, a predicted model, not a curated record
UUGGCGGCGGCGGCGGCGGUGAAACGUUUCUGUGAAGAAUGUCUUCGCGAUCCUUUGACAAAAUAAUCGAGGAAACAAAUUCACAAUCAGGUCUGUUUGAACAGAAUAAUAAGUUGGAAAAUGACGCUGAGCUGAGGAGUUGUGAAUUAUCCUCUUCCUCUGGUUCCACUUCCUCCCUGCUGUCUCCCAUUUACCAUGAAAGUUAUGAAAGUGAAGAUGAGGAGAAUGAGUCACUGAACAAACAGGCCGACAGACUUCAAAGGGGAAAAUCAGAAUCCACUCCAAGGAGAAGGGAAGAUAGUUUCUUAAAAGGUCAAGUGGUUUCCACUCCAAGUGGAAAAAAACAAUCCAGAAAGACCAUCCACUUGAAGAGAGAUGCGUCAUCCAAGGGAUGUGAUUUGGAGCUUUCCAAAAGUUCCACAACUUCUCUGCUCUCGCCUAUUUACCAUGACAGCUAUGAAAGUGAGGAGGGUGAGAGCGAGGCUUCCCAGACGCCCGCCAGCAGCAUUUCAAAUGGAGAAAUUGCAUCCACUGCAAAUAAAACCCUGACUAAAAAGUUGGCAAUAUUAACUCCAGUCAGAUCAAAAACUCCAAGACCUAGAACUUCUGCAAGAAAGACAAAACUAAGUGAGGAGCAGCAACAUUUAAAGGAAGUUGAGCUUACUGCAUGGGAGGAGUGGCUGAUCAAGAAAGCUAAGGAAGAACGUGUUGAAUUGCAAAAGAAAUCUGAGCAGGAGAUGGAAUUGAAACAAGUAAAAUUAAAAGAACAUGAGGAGUUCGAAAAGAAAAAAAUUCGUGCAGAAGAAGAGCAUAAACGUUGGGUGCAGAGGAAAAAUGAAAAGGAAAAGUUGGUAAAAGAAGAAAAACUUCACAAGGAACUGGAGGAAAAAAAUGUCAAGGAGCAAGAAAGAGAAUGUGCUGCAGGCAAAGCCAGUCAAAGAUUUCAGGAAUGGCUGAAGAAAAAGGAGCUUCAGAAAAUGAAGAUGAAGAAGAUUGAAAAGGAUGCUGAUGAGAAAAAAAUAGUGGAAACACAGGAGAGGAAAGAGAAGGCAGAGAAGGUUUUCCGCGAGUGGGUAGAAAAGGUGAAAACAAGACCGCGGACUGCUCCAAGCAGCUUCGGAUACGCUAAUGGUAAACUCACAGGGUACUAUGAUGGAUGUUCGUACCCAGCUCCGAGCUACUGUAAUCCAAUUCCAUGGAAACCCAUCCCUGCGCCGUGUUCAGAAGAUAACAUUAAAAAAACAACCCUGAAGGAGAAAGCAAAGCCAAAAUCAACACCCCUGUACAUCCCACAUUCCAAUGUUGCUUUCAGACCAAAGGACAAUCUCCUUGUUGGCAAUGGUUGGAGGAAAGCAAGAUGACUUUUGUCCAGCACCUUCCAUUAUUUACAUCUUUAUUCUUGUAUUUUUUUUCUCCUGGAAUUAAUAUCAGAAGCACAUUUUUUUUCCAGAUUUAUAUUUUAAUAAAAAAAUGGUUUUAUAUUCCUCUUUCAUCAAGACCAGAGUUUGCUUUUGCUCUCUGAAUACCUAGUGCCCAUUAAACACUAUGAGUGAAUAUAAAAUA